This is a messenger RNA of Rhineura floridana, 1585 nucleotides long. RefSeq names its product LSM4 homolog, U6 small nuclear RNA and mRNA degradation associated (gene LSM4). NCBI's taxonomy places the organism in Eukaryota, Metazoa, Chordata, Lepidosauria, Squamata, Rhineuridae. The record is from RefSeq and is a predicted model, not a curated record. Gene Ontology annotation, biological process: mRNA splicing, via spliceosome; spliceosomal snRNP assembly; nuclear-transcribed mRNA catabolic process. Gene Ontology annotation, molecular function: U6 snRNA binding. Bases 134 to 553 code for a protein of 139 amino acids. Gene Ontology annotation, cellular component: U6 snRNP; spliceosomal tri-snRNP complex; P-body. The transcript is spliced from 5 exons.
CGUCCCGCCCUCCCUUUUGGUUCUUUACGGCUAGGGCUCAGGAGAGCUUCGCAACGGACGGGCGCUGAGGCCAAAGCCUUUGGCGGGCGGAAGCCGGAAGUCGAGGUUGCUGUGGCAGCGCCUGAGCGGGAGAAUGCUUCCACUCUCCUUGCUGAAGACAGCACAGAACCACCCCAUGCUGGUGGAGCUCAAGAAUGGCGAAACUUACAAUGGUCACCUGGUAAGCUGCGAUAACUGGAUGAACAUCAACCUUCGAGAAGUCAUCUGUACAUCCAGGGAUGGAGACAAGUUCUGGAGGAUGCCCGAGUGCUACAUCCGCGGGAGCACCAUCAAGUACCUGCGCAUUCCUGACGAGAUCAUUGACAUGGUGAAGGAAGAGGUGGUGUCGAAAGGGCGAGGCCGGGGUGGAAUGCAGCAGCAGAAGCAGCAGAAAGGCCGCGGUGUUGGCGGCACCGGGCGGGGUGUGUUUGGCGGCCGUGGCCGAGGUGGAAUCUCAGGGAGCAGCCGAGGGCAGCAGGAGAAGAAGCCUGGGAGGCCAGCAGCAAAGCAGUGAUGAGCCAAACCCUUGCCUGGAAUGGGGGAGCAAUUGGACCCAAACGCCCCACGGCUGGGAGGCUGGUCCACCGUCUCCUAGUUGUCCCCCACAACAAACUUCUACAUCGCUCAGUUUCCGCACCCCUCGCAGACUUCGGGAGCGAUUUGCCGGAGUGCUUACGUCUUUUCAAGCCUUUUUUGUUUUUAAAUAGCAAAUACGUUGGUGAUCAGAAAUGAGUGUCUAGAGGUGUCCCCCUGAGUACUUCCUCCUGCAGUUUAGCUCUGACUUGAGGAUCGGGAUAACCUUUUGGGGGGACAGUUUGGCUUUCCCCUUCCUCCUUUUUCUUUUGGGAUUGCUUUGGCAAGAGGAAUGCCUUGCCAGCGUUCAAAACGAUGAAACAGAAACAAGCGAGACUUUCUUCGCAAUGUUAGGAUUAAACUCUAUGCUUUUUUUGUAAAACAAAUUAUUUGUCGAAGGCCGCUUUAGCUCCGAAUUCAGUUUUCAGGAGAAAAACUGCUUUGGGGCAUUGCUGAGCCAGGUGAUUCAACUCAUCCAUCUGGGCUUCCGUCAGACCUGUGGAAACAUUAAUUUUCAGUGUGAAUUAUCUACUCUCCUCAAAGCUGCAGAAAGAAAGGCUUGCAGAUCCAUAGGGAACCCCACAAACAAGAUAGGCUUUACGGAAGGUCGAGUAGAGCACUCCUGAGCCUGGUGACCUCCAGAUGUUGUGGGAGUUCAGUUUCCAUCCGGGGGCUGAUGGGAGCUGGAGUGCAACAACAUUGGGGGGGGCAGCUUAGGAAAGGCUGCCAUACAUUGUAGAUCAGGGGUGGCUGAUGCCUGCCCCCGCCCUGAGGAAUGUGUUACUUCAGCUGGAGGGGUAAAGAAUCCACUUCAUUUGAGAAUGUCAUCUUGAGAGGCAGCGUUUAUUCUAUCAGCAGCACUUGGUCAGUGCCAGAACAAACUAGCCACAUUCUUUUUUGUAGGAUUUUUUUUUAUGUGCUUUGUAACCCAGUUUUAAGUUUGCAAGUAUAAUAAACGUGGAUUUGGCCAUUU